AUGCGGCAGGCGCGAGUUCAGGCUGACCUCGGCGACUUCUACGAUGGCCUCGUAUAUUUCUCCGCCGCGUUCUCUACACCACGGCUACUUAUCGCCCGCAAGCGCAAGUCGCCUACAGCAGCUCAAGGGUUUGGCUACGAUCUAUGUGGCGCCGACGCUGAAUACGAGCAGUCCCCUUUUGGGUUGGCCGGGUCGGGUGCACCUCCAGCGACUACAGCAUCAGCCACGUUCCAAGCUUCGACUGGCCAGAACGCGAGCUUUGGUUUCUAUAGGCUGUACGAGCACGUCGCACAGCGUAUCGGACCCGAGCCUCCUAUUCAGGAUGCGACGAGCGCCGUGCGCAGUACGGUGUUCACCGACCUAUUCGACUUGGCGUAGACCCCGGCGGAGCUCGAGAAUGUCACCCAGCUCUUCGCAUCCUUCUGGACAGGAAAGCACGUGCUGCACGCGUACCAGGGCGAGAACGUCGUUCGCCGCUGCUGCAAACUUGGCUCACUCACCAUCUGCAUCUUCGGCGACCGCCCAUCCCACGGUGUUUCACAUCUUCUCGCUCCGGACACCCGUUCCCGCUACGGACAUCGUAAACAUGAACCGCCCUCUAACGCGUCUCCGCCCUGCCGGCUAUCGCCUCCAACUUCCCCUCCUCGUGGUCUCCGCGUGCUACGAAGCCGCAAGCAUGCACGCGUGUGCGAUUGCCGCCCCUCUAUUUUCACGUUUGUGGGAGCUGGUGGCGGAGACAGAACCAAAGUUGCCUGAUGCGGCGAGUGUGGAUUUAUGGAUAGUCGAGGCGAGCUAUGUGGAGCCGAUACAAACGGGAUUACAACUCGUUGCGAAACCGGACGCGACCCUAUUUCUGUCCCUAUAA
This is a messenger RNA of Punctularia strigosozonata HHB-11173 SS5, 865 nucleotides long. RefSeq lists its product as uncharacterized. The transcript has 5 exons. Lineage: Eukaryota; Fungi; Basidiomycota; Agaricomycetes; Corticiales; Punctulariaceae. The record is from RefSeq and is a predicted model, not a curated record. The coding region runs from base 44 to 865 and encodes 273 amino acids.